Molecule: messenger RNA, 2515 nt
Organism: Crotalus tigris (Tiger rattlesnake)
Lineage: Eukaryota; Metazoa; Chordata; Lepidosauria; Squamata; Viperidae
Product: olfactory receptor 10AC1-like
Exons: 2
Coding region: 1403-2377 (324 amino acids)
Biological process (GO): G protein-coupled receptor signaling pathway
Cellular component (GO): membrane
Molecular function (GO): olfactory receptor activity; G protein-coupled receptor activity
Source: RefSeq, a predicted model, not a curated record
AAAAAAGGUGCCGGAACUCACACACGUCAUACAACCCGCCUUGCCUACCCUACAAGGUUCCAUCCAAAAAAGGAACUCCGUUCUGAGCAUUCUAUGAGAAAAAAAGCUCUGGUUAUUCUUACUUCUUCAGGGCUUUUGCAUUUUACUAUUAUCUCGGCCAAGCAAUGAUUGCUCUCCAGCCUUCAUUUUAUGGAUGCACAAAACCCUCAGUGGAUUUUGCACAGUUUUGUGUGUAACCUGGAUAGCAGAUAAGUGAAGACAGUUGGUUGUAGAAAAUGUUGCCUAUGAAUGAAGUUGCGUUUCUGUUUCUUGCAUGGUAGAUGUAACAUUCAGAACAGAAAUUUGAGCAGAAGAGGUGUCUAUACCUAAAAUAUGGAAGAACCAGCUAGAGGUGUUUUCUUUUUAAUAUGGCUCAUACAGAAAAAAAGUUCAACUUAUUUGAGCUUCUUCUAACCUUGCUCUGAUUUCAGACAUUAGAAUUUUAAAAAUCUUCUUUGAAUUAACCUUGUCUACUCUACUCUACUCAAUUCUAUUCUCAAGUCUUUUUCUUUCCUCUACUUUGUGAAUAAUUUUUGCCCCUGAGACAUGUAGUGGGGUGGAAGGAGAGAGGAAAUGGAUAAACUUGUAUGCUGCAGUUUGAGAUACAUGAGCAACUUUGUUGGAUUCUAUGUAUAAUAUGUAUCUAUUUAAUUUUGCAUGCUGAGUAAGUAAACAGAAAGAAAUCAGCUAUUCUGUCAUUCCUUUCCAUUGUACAAAUUCAAGCAUUGUGUGUAAGGGGAAAAUUACCCAAAAUUAAUGAAAAAGAAAGCGAAGAGUGUGAAUUGCUUGAAAAAAAAUUAUAAUUAGCAAAAAAAUUAAACAUCUAUAUAUUUUUACAAAUGAAAUGAAAAAACUUUUUAAAUACACUUUUAAAAUUUUCAGCCUAACAUAGAACAGAGUGAACAGAAUGUAAGAUUUCCCCCCCCCCCAUGGCAACCAUUAAUAUUUUCUGACUUUUUAAAAAAAAAAUUAAUAGUUUGCCAAAAUCUUCCUUGAAAUUUCUCAAAAGUUUAAUUUCACCACAAAAGGGGUCUUCCAAUUUUCUGACUUGGUCUCAGGACGUUUGAGAAUUUCUUCUGGAUUUCUCUUGGUGGAGUUUAAGCUCAUUCUAUUGCUGGAGGCAGUGGAAAAAAGAAUAUCCUGGGGGUGAGAUUGUUUUGCUUCACAGAUAAAUGAGAGGAAUUUCCUCAAGAUGGCAUCACCUGGGACAUAAUGAUUGAAGCACAGACAACCAGGGAGAUUGCAACUGAUUGGAGAGCUAAUUGUGCAGUGACUGCGCACGCACACACACACAUUCAUCUCAGAAUUAAUAAGAUCAUUCCCCAUCAAUGGGAAAGCAAAUUCUGAAGAAGGGACAGGUCUAAUGUAUGUGGACAACUGCAUGGAGAGCAAUAACCAGACAUCAUUAAGCAUGGGAUUCCUGCUGCUUGGAUUCUCUGACGUGUUCCACUUCCGAGUUUUCUUUUUCUUCAUCCUCCUUGGGUUGCACUUGGCUACCCUUGCAGGAAACCUGCUGAUUCUCUUGGCUGUGUCAGCUGAGCCCUCCCGUCCUCCAAUGCUCUUUUUCCUCUGCCAGCUCUCUGCCAUUGAGCUGUGUUAUACCCUCAUCAUUGCUCCCAAAGCGCUGGCUGGCCUGUUGAGCAGUGGGGAAAGCACCAUUUCUUUUGUGGGCUGUGCUACCCAGAUGCAUUUCUUCGUAGCUCUGGGGGGAGCUGAAUGUUUCCUCCUUGCAGCCAUGUCUUAUGACCGCUAUGUGGCCAUCUGUCAGCCCUUACACUACAUGGCAGUGAUGAACCAAGAGUUCUGUCUUCAACUUUUGGUCAUCUGUUGCCUUGGGGGGUUUGUGGUUUCUCUGGGGCUGACUGUGGCUGUUUUCCACUUGCCUUUCUGCAGCUCCCAUCAUAUUGAUCACUUCUUUUGUGACGUCCCUGCUCUUCUCCACUUGGCAUGCACCAAGAGCUAUAUCAGUGAGCUUCCCCUCCUUGUAGCUUGCACACUCAUCCUGCUCCUCCCUUUCAUCCUCAUUCUUAUCUCUUAUAUCUGCAUCUGCCUUGCUGUGAUGAGGAUCCAUGAUUCCUCUGGCCGAGGUAAGGCCUUCUCCACUUGCAUCUCUCACCUGGUGGUCACAGUCUUGCAUUACGGUUGUGCCACUUUCAUAUAUGUCCGACCCAAGUCUAGCUACUCACCCCGUCGAGAUAAGAUGUUAACCCUUGUCUACACCAACAUUACCCCCCUACUGUAUCCUUUAAUUUAUGGUCUCAGGAACAAAGAAAUCAAAGGAGCUGUGAGGAAGUUAUUGCAAAAAAAGAUUGGGACAUCCAAACUGGAGCAUUUUUAAAAGCUGACCUGCUCAUUUCUGAGGAAGGAAAUUGAGUCCAGCCCAGAAUCCAUGAAAUCAAUAUUUCUUGUAUAUUGGGAAAUCUUGUAUAUUUCUUGUCUAAUGGAAAGAAAACAAAUAAAAAAAAAAACCAAGGCA